Messenger RNA from Ornithorhynchus anatinus (platypus), 6121 nucleotides. RefSeq names its product protein tyrosine phosphatase receptor type K (gene PTPRK). Gene Ontology annotation, molecular function: protein binding; protein tyrosine phosphatase activity. Gene Ontology annotation, cellular component: membrane. Bases 189 to 4652 code for a protein of 1487 amino acids. Lineage: Eukaryota; Metazoa; Chordata; Mammalia; Monotremata; Ornithorhynchidae. Gene Ontology annotation, biological process: protein dephosphorylation. The record is from RefSeq and is a predicted model, not a curated record. The transcript is spliced from 35 exons.
CCCAAGUAACUCCGGAGCGGGAAGCGGGAAGCGGGAGCGGCCGGAGUCUCCCCCGACCAUGGAAAACCUCCUCCUUCUCUGCCCGGCCCCCGGGAUCCCCCUCCGCUAGCGCCGCCCGCAGAUCCCCCCAACUCCGCUCCUUUCCCACGCUUCCCCAGCCUGCCCAAACUUCUCCCAAACUCGACCUUAUGGAUACGGCGGCUCCCGGCCCGGCUCCUUGGGGAGCUCCCUUCCUCCUCCUCCUCUUCCCGUUGCCUUUUCUGCAGUCGGUCGGAGCCCAGUUCUCCGCAGGGGGCUGCACCUUUGAGGAUGGUCCAGGAGCCUGUGACUACCACCAGGACCCCUAUGAUGACUUUGACUGGGUUCAUGUUAGUGCUCAAGAACCCCUCUAUUUGCCCCCUGAGAUGCCUCAAGGAUCAUACAUGAUCGUGGACUCCUCAGAUCAUGACCCUGGAGAAAAAGCCCGACUUCAGCUCCCGACAAUGAAAGAGAAUGACACUCACUGUAUUGACUUCAGCUACCUCCUCUAUGGCCAGCAGGGACUGAAUCCCGGAACUCUGAACAUCCUGGUGCGGGUGAAUAAGGGUCCUCUGGCUAAUCCGAUUUGGAACGUGACUGGCUCUACAGGCAGAGAAUGGCUCCGGGCUGAGCUGGCUGUCAGCACCUUCUGGCCUAACGAGUACCAGGUAAUAUUUGAAGCUGAAGUCUCCGAUGGGAGAUUGGGCUACAUUGCCAUCGAUGACAUCCAAGUACUGAGUUACCCCUGUGAUAAAUCUCCACAUUUCUUGAGGCUGGGGGAUGUGGAGGUCAAUGCAGGCCAAAAUGCUACGUUUCAGUGCAUUGCUACUGGGAGAGAUGCGGUGAACAACAAACUAUGGCUGCAGAGGCGAAAUGGAGAAGACAUUCCAGUGGCCCAGACCAAAAAUAUCAAUCAUAGAAGAUUUGCUGCUUCCUUCAGAUUGCAAGAAGUGACCCAGACUGAUCAGGAUCUCUAUCGCUGUGUUACUCAGUCUGAGAGAGGUUCUGGAGUGUCCAAUUUUGCUCAACUUAUUGUACGAGAACCACCUCGACCGAUAGCUCCCCCGCAGCUACUUGGUGUGGGACCCACCUAUUUGCUGAUUCAGCUGAAUGCCAACUCCAUCAUCGGCGACGGGCCGAUUAUCCUGAAGGAAGUGGAGUAUCGCAUGACCUCAGGAUCCUGGACCGAGACCCACGCAGUCAACGCGCCUACGUAUAAACUGUGGCACUUAGACCCAGACACCGAAUAUGAGAUCCGCGUCCUGCUCACGAGGCCCGGUGAAGGGGGGACGGGACGGCCUGGCCCACCCCUCAUCACCAGAACCAAAUGUGCAGAGCCCAUGAGAACUCCCAAAACGUUGAAGAUUGCCGAGAUUCAGGCGAGGCGCAUUGCAGUGGAUUGGGAAUCGUUGGGCUACAACAUCACGCGCUGCCACACGUUCAACGUCACCAUCUGUUACCAUUACUUCCGGCGUCCCAACGAGAGCAAGGCUGACUGUUUGGACAUGGAUCCCAAAGCACCCCAGCAUGUUGUGAAUCAUCUGCCGCCUUAUACCAACGUCAGCCUCAAGAUGAUUCUUACCAAUCCCGAAGGAAGAAAGGAGAGCGAGGAGACAAUUAUUCAAACAGAUGAAGAUGUGCCUGGCCCUGUACCAGUAAAAUCUCUUAAAGGGACUUCGUUUGAAAACAAGAUCUUCUUGAAUUGGAAGGAACCUUUAGAUCCAAAUGGUGUCAUCACCCAAUAUGAGGUCAGUUACAGCAGUAUAAGGUCCUUUGAUCCUGCGGUGCUUGUGGCUGGGCCUCCCCAGACAGUGUCGAAUCUCUGGAACAGUACCCAUCAUGUCUUUCUACAUCUGCACUCUGGCACUACCUAUCAGUUCUUCAUAAGAGCCAGUACGGUCAAAGGGUUUGGGCCAGCCACAGCCAUCAACGUGACAACCAAUAUCUCAGCCCCCACUCUACCAGACUAUGAAGGAGUUGAUGCAUCUCUCAAUGAAACAGCCACCACAAUAACUGUCUUACUGAGACCAGCCCAGGCCAAAGGAGCACCCAUCAGUGCCUAUCAGAUUGUCGUAGAAGAACUCCACCCACACCGAACCAAGCGGGAAACCGGCACGAUGGAGUGCUACCAAGUUCCGGUCACCUACCAGAGCGCCAUGAGUGGAGGAUCGCCAUAUUAUUUUGCAGCUGAACUGCCCCCUAAUAACCUCCCCGAACCAGCCCCGUUUACCGUGGGGGACAACAGGACCUAUCAGGGAUUUUGGAAUCCCCCUCUGGCCCCCCGGAAAGGAUACAACAUCUAUUUCCAGGCAAUGAGCAGUGUGGAGAAGGAAACUAAAACCCAGUGUGUGAGAAUAGCUACUAAAGCAGCAGCAACAGAAGAGCCAGAGGUAAUUCCAGAUCCAGCCAAGCAGACUGAUCGAGUUGUGAAAAUAGCAGGAAUUAGUGCUGGGAUCCUGGUAUUCAUUCUUCUCCUCCUAGUUGUCAUAUUAAUUGUCAAAAAGAGAUAUAUAACUUGGAGAAGAACCGUCUGCAUUAGAAACAUUAGGAGGACCUACUAUUCUUACUCCUACUACCUCAAGCUGGCUAAGAAACGCAAGGAUGCCAUGGGGAAUACCCGGCAAGAGAUGACCCACAUGGUGAAUGCCAUGGAUCGGAGUUAUGCAGAUCAGAGCACUCUUCACGCAGAAGACCCGCUCUCCAUCACUUUCAUGGACUCGCAUAACUUCAGCCCAAGGUUGCCCAAUGAUCCCCUUGUGCCGACUGCCGUGUUAGUCCCUAUUACUGAUGAAAACCACAGUGCUUCGGCCGAGUCUAGCCGCCUGCUGGAUGUUCCCCGUUACCUCUGUGAGGGGGCCGAGUCUCCCUACCAGACAGGCCAGCUGCAUCCUGCCAUCAGAGUAGCUGACCUGCUCCAGCACAUCAACCUCAUGAAGACGUCCGAUAGCUACGGCUUCAAAGAAGAGUAUGAGAGCUUCUUCGAAGGGCAGUCAGCAUCUUGGGAUGUAGCUAAGAAAGACCAAAACAGAACAAAGAACCGAUAUGGAAAUAUUAUAGCAUAUGACCACUCCAGAGUCAUCUUGCAGCCCGUGGAGGACGAUCCUUCUUCAGAUUACAUCAACGCCAACUAUAUAGAUAUUUGGCUGUACAGGGAUGGCUAUCAAAGACCAAGCCACUAUAUCGCAACCCAGGGCCCAGUCCAUGAAACAGUGUAUGAUUUCUGGAGAAUGAUCUGGCAGGAACAAUCUGCGUGUGUUGUGAUGGUUACCAAUUUAGUCGAGGUGGGAAGGGUCAAGUGUUACAAGUACUGGCCCGAUGAUACAGAGGUUUAUGGAGAUUUCAAAGUUAGUUGCGUCGAAAUGGAGCCCCUCGCAGAAUAUGUGGUUAGGACCUUCACUCUGGAAAGGAGAGGCUACAACGAAAUCCGUGAAGUGAAACAGUUCCAUUUCACCGGCUGGCCAGAUCACGGAGUGCCAUAUCACGCCACCGGGCUCCUGUCAUUCAUCCGCCGGGUGAAGCUCUCUAACCCACCUAGUGCUGGACCAAUUGUUGUACACUGCAGUGCCGGUGCUGGCCGAACUGGCUGUUACAUUGUGAUCGACAUCAUGCUGGACAUGGCAGAACGAGAAGGAGUUGUAGACAUUUACAACUGUGUCAAAGCGCUACGAUCUCGUCGUAUCAACAUGGUCCAGACAGAGGAGCAAUAUAUCUUUAUUCAUGAUGCUAUCUUGGAAGCUUGCUUAUGUGGAGAAACUGCCAUUCCUGUCUGCGAAUUCAAAGCUACAUAUUUUGAUAUGAUUAGAAUAGACUCUCAGACUAACUCAUCACACCUCAAAGAUGAAUUUCAGACCUUGAAUUCAGUCACCCCUCGCCUCCAAGCAGAAGACUGCAGUAUAGCCUGCCUUCCAAGGAACCAUGACAAGAAUCGUUUCAUGGAUAUGCUGCCUCCUGACAGAUGUCUACCCUUCUUAAUUACUAUUGAUGGAGAAAGCAGCAACUACAUCAAUGCUGCACUUAUGGAUAGCUACAGACAACCAGCUGCUUUCAUUGUCACGCAAUAUCCUUUGCCAAACACUGUGAAAGAUUUCUGGAGAUUAGUGUAUGAUUAUGGCUGUACUUCCAUCGUGAUGUUAAAUGAAGUCGACUUGACUCAGGGCUGUCCCCAGUAUUGGCCCGAAGAAGGAACUCUACGAUAUGGGCCUAUUCAAGUGGAAUGUAUGUCCUGUGCAAUGGAUUGUGAUGUCAUCAACAGAAUCUUUAGGAUAUGCAAUCUAACAAGACCCCAGGAAGGGUACCUGAUGGUGCAGCAGUUUCAGUACUUGGGAUGGGCAUCUCACCGAGAAAUUCCCGGCUCCAAAAGGUCAUUCUUGAAACUAAUUCUCCAGGUUGAAAAAUGGCAAGAGGAGUGUGAAGAAGGGGAAGGUCGGACCAUCAUCCAUUGCCUAAAUGGUGGCGGGAGAAGUGGAAUGUUCUGUGCCAUUGGCAUCGUGGUGGAAAUGGUGAAAAGACAAAACGUAGUGGAUGUUUUCCACGCUGUCAAGACCUUACGGAACAGCAAGCCCAACAUGGUAGAAGCCCCGGAGCAGUACCGUUUCUGCUACGACGUGGCUUUGGAGUAUCUUGAGUCGUCUUAGUUGGAAUGGAUACACAAAAGCGCAUCAAAACUGAAGCCCGCUCAGCAGUCCAAAAAGCGUUUGGUAUUCCCGAAAGCACCCGUGAAGAGAGAUUUUAGUGGGGGAUGAGGGAGGGGGGGGUUAAACUUUUAAAUUUUAAAUGCAAAAGUAUUUUUCUUAUGAAGUUGUGUAUCUUAAUAAAAUGACUCAAUCUGUUUCUAUGCCUGUAUACAGUUAUCAACACUUAGUGCAACAUAAAUUAUACUUCACGAGACCCGGAGGCUACAGGAUCGGCACAAAUUAGGGAAUCUUCAGUAGUUGUCCAGUAGAUAGGCAGCUGUCUCUCUCCAGAUCCCAUUAGCUCCACCACCACCUGCUGCAUGAAUCCGUAUUUCCUACGUGGCAUCCCCCCCCACCUCCUUUUUUGAUAAAAGAUAUUCAAGUCGCUAAAGAAAAGCCUGUGCAAAUUGAGAGUAAAAUCCAUUCUUUCUGCAUUUUUCCACUGUAGCAGAUCUAUAUAAAUAUAUAAAUAUAUAUCACUGGCUUAUUUUGUUUUAAUGUGCAAUGAUGGCUGGAUCACAUAAAGCUCUUUUACAAGAAACGAAACAUAAGCCAAAGACUCAAGUGUAAAUAUGUCUAUAUGGAAAAAGCACAUUGUAUUUAUUGGUUCCAUGCAUUCCUUUUUGAUGGCUGAAAAAAAACCCACAAUCAUUUUUCUUGAAGAAAGCUUUUUUUUUUUGCCAAAAUCAAGUGUAAACGAUUUUUGUAGUUUAUUUUUGGUAUGUUAUAGUGUAAGCAGGAGACAUUUUUUUGUCAAUUUUUAUGCCUAGACCAGAAGACAUUGUUAUAGUGAUUUUGUUGUGAACUUGCUUGUGGAAUAAAUUCAUGGAAAUGACUCGGCUGUAAGGUCUUCUAACUGGGACCAAAUGCAAACAUUUUGCUGAAAAAAGAUGUAUAGUUUUUCACAGCUGCAGUAGUUCAGUGUUGAUCAAAUGAUUAUUCAAAAACAGCACCCUUCCAAAUAACCUAGCUUAUGACUUGCACAAUGUUGAAAAUUGUCUCUGAGCACCAUUUCAGAUCAUGUUCAUCCCUAUUCAAAGCACAGAUCACAGUCACAAGAUGUCCAGAGUCAUCCUUGUGGGGUAAGGAAAGUUUGAGCACAUCGUAAUGUGUCAGUGAUGUAUAUUUUGAUGUUUACACUCAUAUGAAGGUUUGGACUCCCACAGAGUGAAAUUGGAAUAAAUUCCUAAUAAAUCCAGGUCUGAUAUCAGUUAGGUCCAUUGUCACUUGAUUAUUGGUGGACUUCUCUCAAUGUCAUCUUUGUCAUGUGUUCCAUGUCAGUGUUCAGCAUCACAUCUUGACUUCUCUUGCAGUGCGUCGAUGACUUCAGCAUUCCGCUCUUCCCACUUUUGAUUGACAGUACAUGACAAGGUGCUUAUAAAACUUUAAUGUAAAGUAAGAGUGAAUUAAAAACUUUUUUAUAAUAAACA